Molecule: messenger RNA, 3420 nt
Organism: Haliotis rufescens (red abalone)
Lineage: Eukaryota; Metazoa; Mollusca; Gastropoda; Lepetellida; Haliotidae
Exons: 4
Coding region: 1-1929 (642 amino acids)
Source: RefSeq, a predicted model, not a curated record
AUGGCUAUGCUAUGGUUCGGAUAUGAUGCUACACUAGGACAGCCAGGCCAUUGUUCGCGUAUGAUUUUAAACCAGGGCAGCCAGGCCAUGGUUCGGGUACGAUGCCACACCAGGACAGCCAGGCCAUGGUUCGGGUACGAUGCUACACCAGGACAGCCAGGCCAUGGUUCGGGUAUGAUUCUACAGCAGGCAGCGGUUCUGGUACGAUUCUACACCAGGACAGCCAGGGCAUGGGUCGGGUAUGAUUCUACAGCAGGCAGCGGUUCUGUGCUUCAGUGUCACAGCGCCUUGUGCUAUAGCGAAUCCAAGCGAGCAUGGCAACUCGGGGAUAAGGCCGGGGCGUGUGAAAAGGAGUCGUCAGUUGAUGCCGAACACCCUAAACUGACCGAUCCGAUAACGGUUGGGUCGGGCCACCCAUCACUGAGCUAUAAGGCUUUCAGUUUUGAUGGAAGAGUCGACUACGUCAAGGUGGGGGUGGAUGAUCUCCAAAUGAAAAUAUUCUCUUUAUUCCUGCUUGUAUAUCCCACAACACCGUCAGGUACACUCGCGCAUUACAGAUACGGUUCGGGCGACACGGAUGGAAUUGAUGAGAUUGUCAUCAGCAUAAACAGAGGUGUGGUUAAUGUUCUCAUCAUUUAUAACAGUAAUGAUUGGACUUUCACUCAUCCUACACCUAUCACUGUGAAUACAUGGCACCGCGUUGUGUUCAAAAGGGAUAUAGACGCUGGGAGGGUUCACCUUGACCUUGACGGUACCCCAAGCACCCACAAUGCUGCUCCAAAAGACACAAUUGAAUAUCUUGGCACCCCAGGGAAAUUGUGGCUGGGGCGAAAUGUUGAAAGUGGUAACUUCUUCACGGGUAAAAUGACAUGUGUGUUGUUCUAUGACUGCAUGUUUGCAGAUGCUGAGACAUCCGGUGCCUACAAAGAAUGCGAUUUAAUGUCCCGAUCACCAGGUCCUAGUCAGAUCAUCGACACGGAUGCUCCCCCAGUGGAACUGUGGCGACUAGACAACACAACCUAUGGUUAUAGUAUCGGUGGGAUAGCGCCACAGCACCCCGUCCAGUCCGAGUGUGCAAGACUCGCUGAUGGCUGUCCGGAGAUCCCUUCUCGACAGUCGCUGAUGCUUGAUGGCGCGUCUGUCUCCUACCUGGAUCUGAACCUGGGGUUUGGGGCCCUGCAAGGGCAGUUUCAGAUCGCCCUCUUUGUGAACCCAGGCAUUCCUUCAUCGGGAACAAUUCUACACUUCCGCUAUACCGGGACUGAAGCUGGUAUUCGAGAUGUGAAACUGGCUGCGCGAUCGUCUAACAUGACCCUAACACUAUGUGAUUCCUCUUCGUGUUGUGACUCGCUCGACCACACAGUCGCUCUAACAGCAGAUGUGUGGCACUUCGUCAUCAUUGAACGCAGCAGAGGGUACAUUGGACUGGUGAUUGAUGCUUCGAAUGAGACACGUGAUGCUGCCUGUGUCGGGGGCCCCACGGAAAUAACAGACACAGGGCAGCUACGAGUGGGCCAAGCACUGGAUGUGGACGACAGGCUCCGUGGCAGCAUUACCUGCAUGGCAGUGUACGGCCACGUAUCGAGUGGAGCAGACAGGAAGUCGAACCAUAUUUCAUUCUGUCAGGAUCUCGUACCGUCCCAGUCUCUAUUUGAUACCGAAGUAUGCUUACGGACAUCGACCAUGCGGCAUAAAUAUUAUUCCCUGGAGUGUGAAAAUGUCGAACCGGAUGUAGAUGUGUCGGCCAUUAUGACGUCAUCAACUGUCAGCUUACGACAGUGUGGUAGUCUCUGUAUUGCCACAAAAUACUGUCUGGCGUUUACACUCACCGGCGUUUCAAGUCAGCGGCAGUGCAGGCAGUAUGAUUAUGUAACACGGGAUGAAGGACUUCGCACUAAACCUAACACAAAGUACUUUGUUAUGAAAUAAUUAUACAGAUGGAGUCAAUUACGGUUGAGAUACAGAAUUUGAUUUGAAGGCAAGCAGGAUGGAAUGAUAAAGGGCUGAAUUUCAAACAGAAGGUUCACUGUAAAAAUGUUUAGAUCCUAAUCACAAACCUAAGGUCUAAGCAUGUUUAGGGUUAUGUUUGGCAGCUAAACGUGUUUGGUGUCAGUAGCAGAUUUACCCUAAGUAUGCACACCAGUUUUUACGUUAAAACUCCAAAACGUCAAUACAUAUUGCAGUGAAAUCUAAUAAAUACAUACUUCAAUAAUAAUAACUUCACAGUCUGCGUAUUUAGUGAUUAAACAAAUACAAAAGUAAAAACAGCACGAAGUCAGUGACGUCAGUGCAAUAAUGCCCCGCUCAUAGUAUUAUCAGCCAAUCAGGAAAGAGUAGUUUGUUAGUGGGCGUGACCUAUUGUUUUGGUGUUAUGGAAACGUAACGCGAAAAUUGGUUAGCCAAUCAAAUGCCACGGAAUCGCUUACAAUUAUUUAUGCAGAAAAACGUCCUUUCUCAGCUUCUGUAUCCUGUAUGGAGAAAAACUAUAAGUCAUACAGCAACUACACGCUUAUGAAACAACACUUUAAAAUACUCGACGGGAUACAUAUUUGCAACCAUUUGAUUUGUAGCCCGUCGCACUACCACCAGAGACAGUUGUCCCAAAUGGUUUUUUUUCUAGCCACCAUUAUCUUAGAUUGGCUUAUUUGUACAUUAGUAUAUCAAUACUAUACCAAGUUCGUUGUAAGUCCUGGUGGUAUAGGGGCGGUGGGGUAGCCAAGUGGUUUAAGCUUUCGCUCGUCACGCCGAAGACCUAGGGAACUAUAUAUUAGAUGUUUACCAUAUUUGACUUUAUGCCCAAUGAUAUGAACUAUAUUUAAACACGUCUAGACUAUCAGGAUAAUGCACAAUGGUAUGCGAUUUGUCGUAAGCAUAUUUAAAUUCUAAACAUAUUUGAAUGAUGGGGAUGUUGUGUUUAAGUGUUUAAGUGGUGUUUAGAAUGUGAGACCCAGCUUAUUUAGACCAUAAGCGUGUUUAGAUAGAACACACUAAUGUGUUUUUCGUUGAGCAUUUAAACACAUUCCUAAACAUGUUUAGAUCAUAUCUUGCACCUGUUAACAUUCUAACCACAUGUUUUACACUGUAUAUCUACAAAAGACAUGUUGGAAUGUGCGCCUGAUAUGGCUUUACUUAUUUUUUCAGUUUAGACCGCAAACCCAUGGAACAUUUUAUUACGUAAAUGCAUUGCUCAUGAAUAUACAUUGUGAAGUCACAUUCCUGUAGGGUUGAUUUAACCUAUGCAGCUUCCUUGCAUAAACAUUCUGCACAAUAUGUAGUUGGAGGAGUCGUGUUACAAUAUACUGUUAGAAGGUAGAGGAUCGUGAGCUAUUAAUGUUAAUACCAAGUAUUAGAACAAAGGUAAGUGUUGACGACAAACAUCCUAUGCAAGAACGUUUGUUUCUGUAAAACGUAACACCCAAA